AUGUCUCUUGUCAAUGAGCAUGCGAGGUAUGCCAAAAUGACACCCGAUGAACUGGUGCCCCUGCUCUGUUCAAGGAUGCAGAGCGAGAAGGCUGCAGCCGCCGCGACGACCAAUAAAACAGAGUCAAUCAGAGUGGUUACGCUCGUGAAAUCGUCGCUUCUCAACAAGAGGCACCAAAGAAAUGCCAAGUGGGUCGUAAAAAGCGCCACCGGCAAUGCCUGUGACACACACAAGUCAACAAGGGGUAAUCAAAGUGGAUUUUCUCAAAUGGUCAGCUUCCUCUCUGACCUCCGGCGAGAACGGAUGCGUUGUAGUAAAAAUGAGAGCAAGAUCAAUGACAGCAUGAUUGAUGCCGGUGGGCCAUUCGACGACCAGGACCACGGGGAAGCCAUGUUGAGAGGUUUCGGGCUUAGCAGCUUGCUUUGA
Penicillium concentricum is the source of this 426-nucleotide messenger RNA. RefSeq lists its product as uncharacterized. The transcript is spliced from 2 exons. NCBI's taxonomy places the organism in Eukaryota, Fungi, Ascomycota, Eurotiomycetes, Eurotiales, Aspergillaceae. Bases 1 to 426 code for a protein of 141 amino acids. The record is from RefSeq and is a predicted model, not a curated record.